Molecule: messenger RNA, 4110 nt
Organism: Corylus avellana
Lineage: Eukaryota; Viridiplantae; Streptophyta; Magnoliopsida; Fagales; Betulaceae
Product: Helicase protein with RING/U-box domain-containing protein
Biological process (GO): DNA repair
Cellular component (GO): nucleus
Molecular function (GO): ATP-dependent activity, acting on DNA; hydrolase activity, acting on acid anhydrides, in phosphorus-containing anhydrides; zinc ion binding
Source: RefSeq, a predicted model, not a curated record
UUAUUACAUGUCCUCACAAGAGGGGGAUUCGAAUUAGUAACCUCUGCUUCAUUAAACAUGGUCCAACCAAUUAAACUAUCUCUUAAUUGCUUACCAUUACAAAUAGACCUAGGAAUAGUAAAAUUUCAAUAAUGAACACGUUCAGAACUAGAAUAUGAAAAUUAGAUAAUUUGUGAAAUUCAAAAAUAUCUGGAAGCAAUCUCUUUGAUUUGAUUGAAUAACGUAGGUUAAAUCACCUCAGAUUUACUUGCCGUUUUUACUGCCCUUUGGCGCCAAAUCGUGAAAAGAAAGCAAUCAAAAGCAGAAAAGACCGGGAAUUGAACACAGUAAAAACCUUUCGCGCCAAACUUUCGUGGUGGUACAAAACCCAAAUCCCUCCGUAUCCCAUCGCUUCUCUAUUUUCUAUCUCUCUCCCUCGCUUCUCUCACACGGAGAAGCUCAAACUCUUUCUUUUUUCUCUUUCGCUGUUUCCCAUUUUCUUGAAUCUAAUUAACCAUUUUUCUAGCACCGACUUUCUAUCGUUGAUCCCAAGCCAUGGACGCUAAACCCAUGAAUGAAAUCGACAUCAUUCAGAAUCCGAGCUUCUUGACCCCGCCCGUAACCGUGAAGCGCACAGUUACCAGCACCGGCGCUCGGAUUACGACUCAGAUCAAGGCAGAGGACUCUGAGGACUCUGAAGAAGCGAAACCGCUUAUUGGGUGGGAGCCCAAGAGCGAAGUGAAUGUUCUUGUGAGUGAACAUAUGCGCUCAGAUUGCCCAAACGGCUCAGGGAAAGAAGAGGUCAAGACGUCGAAUAAGAUGUCGGUUGGCGAAUCUCUUAAGGCGACGAAUACGAAUGCGGUGUCUGAGGAGGAUUGUCUGCGAACUCAGAUUAAGGAAGAGCAGCUUAAGGAACCGGAAGUGGUCAGAGUCAAGGAGGAGCCUGAUGGGGUUGAGGACAAGCGUCUUGUUAGGGAAAAUGUGCGUUCAGAUUGUCCAGACGGCUUCGUAAAAGACGAGGUUAAGGCCUCAUGGAGAAUGUCGUUUGAGGAGUUUCUUAAAGUGACGAAUACGAAGGUGAUGUCUGAGGAGGAGUGUCUGAGAACCCAGAUUAACGAAGAUCAGCCUAAGGAAACAGAGGUGGUCAGCACCAAGCAGGAGCCUGAUGGGGUUGAAGGCAAGAGCCUUGUGAGGGAAAAUAUGCGCUCAAAUUGUCCAGAUGGAUUGGUAAAAGACGAGGUUGGUUCUAACUUUUCUUCCAAACCACAUAAUGUGAAGAAAGAAAUAGAUGAAGAUCGAAGGAUAAGUUCGGGCUUGGUGGAGGAUGGGGAUUUUCCGGAGGAGUCAGAUUGGUUUCUGGUGGGAAGGACGAUUGUCACUGCGCUUUCAACCACAAAAGGAAGGAAAUUGGUUGACAAUGAGAUUGUUGAUUUCACUUUUCCCUCCCAACAUUGGAGACAUGGUGCGCAGUGGAUUGUUCGCUUUUCUACCAAACGGUUCGGAGAGAUUGGUCGGCUUCCAAUGGAGUGGGCAAAAUGUAUUAUUCCACUUGUAAAUGGCACUAAGGUUAAACUUCUUGGACGUUGUGUAGCUGCACCAUCAAACCUUUCCAUGAUGCAAGAAAUCAUGUUGUAUAUAAGCUUUUAUAUUCAUCGUUCAGUAUUCACCGAUGGUGACAAGUCUUCGUGGAGGCUAGAUGCUUCCUGUAACAUUGACUCUACACUUUAUCCUCUCCUCAAGCUGUUCGAAUCGCUGAAAAUUAAACCAUAUCAGAAGGCUGAGUUUACCCCUGAGGACCUUCAUUCGCGGAAACGUGUGCUAAAUCUAGAGGAUGAUUCAGAAGAAGCCGCAUCGGCCUUGCCUAUUUUGAAGCGAAGAAAGGGUUGUCAACAGUAUCCAGAACAAGCCAAUGAUGAACAAGCUGUCACAGAGUCAUCUCUGAAUAAACUUGUGGGGGCAGUAGAAGUGUAUAACUUAGAGGAGCUGGAACCCCCAUGUACACUCAUGUGUGAUCUUAGGCCGUACCAGAAACAAGCACUAUACUGGAUGUCAGAAUUAGAAAAGGGAAUUGAUGUUGAGAAAGCAGCAAAAACUCUUCAUCCAUGCUGGGCAGCAUAUCGUAUAUGCGAUCGGCGGGCUUCCUCUAUUUAUGUCAACAAUUUCUCAGGGGAAGCAACUACUAAAUUUCCAACUGCAACACAGAUGGCAAGAGGAGGAAUAUUAGCAGAUGCAAUGGGGCUUGGGAAGACUGUGAUGGCAAUUGGUCUAAUACUUACAAGGCCAGGAAGAGGAUGCCCUGCUAACCAGGAGUAUGGCACUAAAAUUGCAGAUACUACUGAAAUUACAAAGAAGACAAAGAAAGAUUGUCAUAUGAACACCUCAUCAAAAGCAAAUGGUGGCACUCUUAUUGUUUGUCCCAUGGCAUUGCUAGGGCAAUGGAAGGAUGAGAUUGAAACCCACUCGAAGCCAGAAAGUAUAUCAAUUUUUGUUCACUAUGGUGGGGGCAGAACAAAUGACCCAAAGGUCAUUGCAGAACACGAUGUGGUGUUGACAACAUAUGGAGUGCUUUCUGCUGCUUAUAAAAAUGAUGCAGAGAACAGCAUCUUCCACAGGGUCAGUUGGUAUAGGGUGGUUCUAGAUGAAGCUCAUACCAUAAAAUCUUGGAAGACUCAAGGUGCUCAGGCUGCCUUUACAUUGUCUUCACACUGCAGGUGGUGUCUAACGGGAACCCCUCUUCAGAAUAAUUUGGAAGACCUCUACAGCCUCUUAUGCUUCUUACAUGUUGAACCAUGGUGCAAUUGGGCUUGGUGGAGCAAAUUGAUUCAAAAGCCUUAUGAGAAUGGUGAUCCAAGAGGGAUGAGACUGAUCAAAGCUAUUUUGAGGCCAUUGAUGCUGAGAAGGACAAAGGACACAAAGGAUAAAGCAGGAAGGCCAAUACUCGUUCUACCUCCAACUGACAUUCAAAUCAUCGAGUGUGAACAGUCAGAAGCCGAGCGUGACUUUUAUGAUGCGCUUUUUAAGAGAUCUAAAGUCCAAUUUGACCAGUUUGUUGCACAAGGCAAGGUUCUUCACAACUAUGCAUCAAUCCUUGAGCUACUACUUCGAUUGCGGCAGUGCUGCAACCAUCCGUUUCUUGUCAUGAGCCGAGCUGGUUCCCAAAAGUAUGCAGACCUGAGCAAGCUUGCAAGAAGGUUCUCUGAAAUUAAUCCCGAUUCUUCCACUUCAAAGCAGCCUGGCCCAACCCAUGCAUACAUUGAAGAGGUUGUUGAAGGUAUCCGGAAGGGAGAAAACACAGAGUGCCCCAUAUGCAUGGAGUAUGCAGACGACCCAGUUCUCACUCCAUGCGCGCAUAGGAUGUGCAGGGAGUGUCUCCUCUCAAGCUGGCGGACCCCAACAACUGGCCUGUGCCCAAUUUGCCGGCAAUUACUCAAAAAGACCGAUCUCAUAACGUGCCCGACAGAAAACCAGUUCUGGGUUGAUGUUGAGACGAACUGGAAGGAGUCUUCCAAGGUUUCAAAACUCUUGGACUGCUUGGAAAGCAUUCGCCGGUCGGGUUCUGGUGAAAAGAGCAUUGUUUUUAGCCAGUGGACUUCGUUUCUUGAUCUCCUCGAGAUCCCGUUGAAGAGGAGAGGCAUUGGCUUCUUAAGGUUUGAUGGAAAGCUUGCGCAGAAGCAGAGGGAGCAUGUCUUGAAGGAAUUUAGCGAGACCAAGGAGAAAAUGGUAUUGCUGAUGUCUUUGAAAGCUGGUGGUGUAGGCUUGAAUUUAACUGCAGCCUCUAAUGUCUUCUUAAUGGAUCCAUGGUGGAAUCCUGCUGUUGAAGAGCAAGCAAUCAUGAGAAUUCAUCGUAUUGGGCAAAAGCGAACAGUACGUGUUAGAAGAUUCAUUGUUAAGGACACGGUGGAGGAAAGAAUGCAACUACUCCAGGCACGCAAGCAGCGCAUGAUUGCUGGGGCCCUCACCGAUCAGGAGGUUCGGACGGCUAGGAUUGAGGAGCUCAAAAUGCUUUUCCGAUGAAUUGCAUGAUAAAAUUUAUUUUUUGAGAGGGGCUCUUUUGUUUUUUGUAUGGUCCAAAGAUGCCCAAUUUUGUAAAUUUCUAUAAUUGUCAAGUGGUAAUUUGGUGCUCGUUUCUUC